AUGGCCAUGGCCAUCGGCGGACCAGGACCGAGGCCGAGUCCCGAGGGACCUCCCGCCUCCGUCGAGGUCCGCUGAUGCUCCUCUCUGGGACACCUGCAGCUUCUGCACACCUUCCUGAAAUCAGAAUCGAAAACUCUAGGUUGGAGUGAUUCAAGCUAGCGAUAACGAGGUCAUUGGGCUUUCUUAUAUUCUGUCAAAGUUUUAGUUAUAAUUUUAUAACUGUUCCAACUUUGUGAAAUGUAUAUAGUUCAUGUAAUUAUAUUACUUUAAUACCGUGCAGUUCUAUUUGAGGUUCAUUCAAUUUUACAGAUUUCUUGAUUUUGUUGCAGAGAAUUUUACUUGAGUAAAACAUUGAAACAUAGAACAAUUUUAAAGUAUUUAAAGAUUUCCAAUUAUGAGAAUAUAUGAAUAUAUCAAUGUGUAUCAUGCGAAAGCUAAACCAUGAUUCUAUAUGUUUAAACGGGGAAAAUAUACUCUUCUAGAUGACGUUUGCUAUGAAAGCAAAAUCAUAGACUUGAAAGGUAAGGGUUUAUCACAUUUGUUUGUUCUUAGAACAAAUGACUUUAAAUGCAACAGAUUUGAUUUGUAACUUCUAAUGUUGUUAAUAUAUUACAAUUUCUCUGUAGUGGAACGAAAAACUCAUGGUAACACCACACGGACUGCAUAUAAACGCAGCUGCGUUCCAAGAAUAUAUACUUUUUUUUUUUGCAGGAAGCGAUAAAUUCGCUUCCCAUCAAUUCAAAGAAAAGGAAGGACUUCGAUCGCCGUGCAAACCCAUCAAUUUCGAUUAAAAAGAAGGUACAUAUAAUCAAAAAGAAAAGUAGUGUACUCUUUAAUUUCAAAUGAAAAAGGAAGGAAACUGAAUAUUCUUAAAAAUAAACGCAAACAAACCCUUUAAUUUUCAUUGCAAAAGAAACGAAGAAAAAUGCAAAUAAGAACGAAAUUAACAAGUUUUCAGAAAUAAUGUAAGACUGUCACCUAAAUAAUUAAUUUCAAUUAAUAUUUCUAGUUCCAAUUCAAUAUCAAUUAA
Molecule: messenger RNA, 1030 nt
Organism: Heterotrigona itama
Lineage: Eukaryota; Metazoa; Arthropoda; Insecta; Hymenoptera; Apidae
Source: the annotation of a GenBank genome assembly